Molecule: messenger RNA, 3872 nt
Organism: Xyrauchen texanus (razorback sucker)
Lineage: Eukaryota; Metazoa; Chordata; Actinopteri; Cypriniformes; Catostomidae
Gene: irf9
Product: interferon regulatory factor 9
Exons: 10
Coding region: 581-1942 (453 amino acids)
Biological process (GO): immune system process; regulation of transcription by RNA polymerase II
Cellular component (GO): nucleus
Molecular function (GO): DNA-binding transcription factor activity, RNA polymerase II-specific; protein binding; RNA polymerase II cis-regulatory region sequence-specific DNA binding
Source: RefSeq, a predicted model, not a curated record
AGAAAUUAGGGCGCGCUGAAUUACCGGAAAUAGAAGAAUGCGAUGCUAGCAGUCACUCGCUCAGCAACUGUAUUAUUAACUCCAUCGCAGCGGUUGUAACAGUGUUUUAAGAUUAAUUACAGGCUAAUAUAACAACAUAUAAGGCUAUACAUUUACACUAUAUAUACAUUUUAUUGUAUUAUUGUUUUUUGUUGCUUUUCUCAUCGCUGUUGAAAACAGACCAAUCACAGAAAGAACAUUUCUUAAAUUGUUUUUACAGUGAACGCUGGCAAUGUUUAAUUUGGAUGUUUUAACCUCGCAAUAAAGAUGUUUGUAUAUUUAACGGCUGCUAUUUUAAUUUACAAAUAUCUCCAACAACUUAAUCAAAUCUAAUAUGGUAUGAAGAAGGUUUUAUGGAGGAUUCGGCACUGUGAGCCACGGAGGGCCCCCUGCAGGUGUUAAAUAUUAUCAUCAAAUUAAACAGCGCUGUCCGCUCCACUGCUUUACAUUGAAGGUAGUGAGUGGGAUUCCGAAGCGAAAGGUGCAGAACAGACCGCGAUCUCCCCUGCAACGCGCUUUUUAUAGAGGAGCGAAACUGAAGAUGGCAUCUGGAAGGAUUCGCUCCACUCGCCGUCUGCGAUCCUGGAUAGUGGAACAGGUGAACAGUGGGAUGUAUCAUGGUCUAGAGUGGGAUAACCCUGAAAAGACCAUGUUCCGUAUCCCUUGGAAACAUGCAGGAAAACAGGAUUUUCGGAGUGAGGAAGAUGCAGCUAUUUUCAAGGCUUGGGCUGCGUUUAAAGGAAAGCUUUCGGAGAAUGAAAGUUCAGACCCUGCAUCCUGGAAAACUCGCCUUCGCUGUGCCCUCAACAAAAGUCUAGAGUUCAGUGAGGUCACUGAAAGAUCACAGCUGGACAUCUCAGAGCCGUACAAAGUGUACCGCCUUGUUCCACUUGAAGAACAAGGUGUGAUGAAAGUGAAGACAGAGGAGGUACGGCGAGCUGUGAGGAGCACCAGGAGGAAACGCAGAAACUCUGAGAGAGAUGAAGAUGUCGCAUGCAGAAAGAUCAAAGAUGAGGUCACUGCGACGGAGCCAAUCAGCAUGAGUGCACAGGAAAUGGUCCCAAGUACAGAAAAUAAGAUCACACUCCAAGCAGAGGUGGAGACUACAGCCUUAAAGAGUGACAACAGUAAUGUUCUGAAUUUACUGCCUGAAUUCCAUUUGUAUGGUCAAGAUGGUGACAAUAUCCAGUUAAACUUGACCAUUGAAGCAGUACCUUUGUCGAUAGAAAACAGAGUAAUGCACUCUUUCCAUGUAAGCGUGCACUACAUUGGUCAGGAGGUUUUACGGCGAGAAAUAAUAAGCAACGAUGUUCGGAUUGCAUACCUGCCCCCCUCACCCAUCCCCCCGUCACCACCGUCUCUGAACGGUACUGGCUUCUCUCGAAUCCCACUUCCAGACCCCCCCUCAGACAUGGACUCCAUCCCCAGCCUCGCACCACGUCUGCAAGCGCUGUCCAAACUGUUGCCCUUCAUGGAGCGGGGAGUAGUGCUCACAUCUACUGGAGUGGGCAUCUACGCCAAACGCUUCUGUCAGGGGCGGGUGUUUUGGAGAGGACCACACACCACCACCACAGAACCAUGUAAAAUGGAGAGAGCGGGCGAGCCCACUCUACUCUUCAGCAAGGAAAGAUUCAGACAAGAGCUGGACUCUUUCCGCAGUGGAGGAAAUCCACCUCAAAGUGAAAUCACACUGUGUUUUGGAGAAGAGCUGUUUGAUGGAGAGGACCUCUCUGAGAAACACAUCAUUAUUAAGAUCUCCCUCCCAUGGGCUGAGUUGCAGAUACAGGAGGUCCAGACCUUCAGAGACUCGAUCGCAAUUCUAAGAAGCUUGGCAAGUCAGUCCCCUUCAGGGGAGGUCACGCUGAACUUUGAAGUAUCAGAGCCAGUGAUAACUAUCCCUUAAUAUAACACUCACUGUACAGAUGAAAUUGAAGAAUCAUGACCUGAGACAACUUGCAGAAACACCUACAUUUACAUUUCACUUCAAAAUGUAUGUUAGUGGUCAUUAACUAAAUACUUCUAUAAUGAUUCCACCCAGAUAUUUAUAAAUAGUAUAAAAUGUUAUCAGUAGUAAAUAUGGCAUUGUCUCAUUGUAUGUUUCAUUGCAAAUUGUUGCUUUGUGACUUUCUCAAGUCACUGUACAUUAUCCCAUACAGGCUAGUGAAAAUGUGAGUAAUGAUAUAUUAUUUGUCGUCUGUUAUGUAUUUUAUAUUUAACUGAGAAUCACAAUGUACUCAGCACAUGCAUUGUAAUUUGCAUUAACAACAAACUGUGCAUUCAACUACAAAUUGAAUGUUAUACAUUUUCAUAGAUAAAGUGUAGACUAGAAUUUAUAUAAUGAUAACUAGAUCAUCCAACACUAAUGUAUUUUAUUGGGUUGACUCGUUUAAAAUGGGGUUGUCAUUUGUGUAUGACGCAUUAAAUAAUGGUAAUGGUGUUUAAAUUGGCUGCAGAUAUUCUAUAAAAAUGGUAUGACCAAUAUCAACAUUUUAAGUCAUGAUAAAGGCACUGGAGUGUCCUAAAUAAUUUGCCUAAAAUUGUAUGUCCUCAUAUGGGGACAAUGGGUCUAUGAUUUGAUUUUUUUGUUUUUAAAUUAACAGCAAUUUAUUGAAAGUCAGCUUUGUGUAUCAAAUUGUUAUCAUGUUUUAUUUACUUUGGCAACAACAUCUCAAUGUUCUCACAUUGCAUUGUCAAACAAACAAGUGGUAGAGCUGUAGCAUUUGAUAAAAUCAGAAAUUAAAUUAAUUCUGAAUCAAAGUAAUGGUCAGCAUAGUCCAAUGGCUGCCAAUCCUGUUUAAAUUGAGCUUCAUCUAUUCUGAAUCUAUGUACUGUUACAAUUUACUAUGUAAUGUACAACAAAGUCCAAUGACUACCAAUCAUGACAAACUGUGCAGAAUGUUAUCUGUAGCCUUGAACAUUAUUCCUAACCUUAUGUUAGGCAUGAAUGCACUUUGCUGCAUAGAAAAAGCAUAGACAGUAGGGUUUGCACAGUCUUGUUGACUGCAACUAAUGGAGUAGGCACCAUCAGUCAAAGUCAACCAGUCGCUCACCACUUGAUUUAUAAAAUGCUUCUGUAGGAAAUACAGCAUGUUUAAAGCCCAUUGGCUCAAAUGUAGACUGCGAUGUUCUGUCAGACUCGGACUGUAAAAGUCGCACACACAGAAUGGACUUCAGAACUGGUGUUUGUUUACUGUGUUGCUCUUCUAAACAAUGCAAUUUUCCCAGGGUCCUAUGUUCCCCAGCUCUAUAUAGCACAUAAUUAGAACCUGAAAAACAUGUUCCUCAGCUCUGUAUCCGCUUAAUAUGACAUGGGCUAUUGUGGGAACUCGUCAAAGGGGUUUUCUGUUCCCCAGCACUGCCAUAUGGCUCUCAAUAUAAUAGGCCUACAUGUGAGGGAACUUUUCAAAUGGUUCAUGGAUUCACCAAAGUUAGCUUAAUUCUUUCUUAGGUGAAAACUAGCAUAGUAUACAUGUUUUUGAAUCUAACUCUCAUACUUCACAUCUGUCUUCUAACUGAUAUGAAAAAUCAUGACUUAAGUAUCUAAUUUAAUCCACUUUGUUUUUGUCUACAAAUAGCAUAUGCUAGUUUAUUUUUCUGCAUUUAUCUAAAUUGAUUUUGAACAGCUUUUUCUAUUUUAAAUUUUUUUUUGCUGUGACUGACAUCUCACUGCUGAAAUGUCCAAAUACACAUGCAUGAUAUUAUAAAAAUAGAACAGUGGCAUGCAGAGGCUUUCAAAGUGGCAGCGGCAAAAAUUUUUUUAAAAGAGGGCACAUGGCAAGCACCAGUCGUGUCUCUAGACAUUUUAAACAGCACCCAAAGAGAAUAUGAGAUGU